Exaiptasia diaphana is the source of this 537-nucleotide messenger RNA. RefSeq lists its product as uncharacterized. Lineage: Eukaryota; Metazoa; Cnidaria; Anthozoa; Actiniaria; Aiptasiidae. The transcript is spliced from 2 exons. The record is from RefSeq and is a predicted model, not a curated record. Bases 1 to 537 code for a protein of 178 amino acids.
AUGAAUCCAAACCCUCCAGAUGAAGAGAUGUGGAUAAGACCUGAUGUACAUCCAUGCCAAAGACAAUAUAAAGACAUCCCUGAGUGGGAUAUGGAUUCUGAUUAUGCUAAUCUUCUAAAUAUGACAACAUUCGGUUGGAUUGAUAAACGUUGUAAACAAGGUACAGCUUUUCAUGAGAAGGUCCAUGGAGGUAUUUCAAUGAUUUUGAUUGGUGAUCCAGGUCAGYUWCCUCCAGUAGCAGAUAAACCAUUGUAUCAUGCYCAACCUUCUAACCCUAUUGGAGAGCAAGGGUAUUUAACUUAUAGAGUAUUUGAUAAAGUUGUAAAACUAGCUGUUAACCAAAGAGUCCAGGGAUCUUCAACAGAGCAACAGCAAUUUAGAGAUUUACUGCUCAGGCUUCGAACAGUUCAACAGUUCAACAAUUUAACUAUUGAAGAUUGGCAGUUAUUGCUAACACGCCAGCCAUCUAGUGUAGACACUAUUUCUGAUUUUAAGGAUGCUACAAGAUUAUACUACAGCAAUGAUGAGGUAUCAUAA